Messenger RNA from Orcinus orca (killer whale), 2124 nucleotides. RefSeq names its product succinate dehydrogenase complex assembly factor 2 (gene SDHAF2). Gene Ontology annotation, biological process: tricarboxylic acid cycle; protein-FAD linkage; mitochondrial respiratory chain complex II assembly. The record is from RefSeq and is a predicted model, not a curated record. The transcript has 4 exons. Gene Ontology annotation, cellular component: mitochondrion. The coding region runs from base 937 to 1518 and encodes 193 amino acids. NCBI's taxonomy places the organism in Eukaryota, Metazoa, Chordata, Mammalia, Artiodactyla, Delphinidae.
UUGUUUUGUGCUAAGCCACAGGUAGAGACGAUGGCGAGUGAGUGUAUGCUAGUCCAAACCCUCACCUAUUUCUCAGCAGCCCCCAACCUGGCAUCUUUUCCAUCACACUUAGAGUCAGACAAGACAGACACUAGUCGAUCGGGCAUCCCCCUGAAAGGCCGCAUGUUGGGUGUAUGUUUCAGUCUUUUCUUUCCCUCCCAGGGAGAAGCCAGGAGCUGAGAAUUUUCUCCAGUUGCACUGGGCUAAGCCAGGGCAUAGGGGAGGGACUGUGUUGAAUGAGUACCAUGAAUUUUUCUUCCAGCUGCAGUGCAGCUGGCUUUGUGCUCACCUGAGGUUCAGGAGCCUCUUAGCUGGUUUCUGGAUUUCUCAUAAAGGGAAUUGGUCGGUGUAUUGUUGGGUAGUUUGUGUCUCCGUGGGAGAAGGAGAGUGUGGGACUUCCUGUUCCACCAUCUUGCUGACGUCACCACCUUCUCAUUGCAUCUUUUUUUAUACAUUUUUGUUUUUAUAAAUUUAUUUUUUUAUUUUAUUUAUUUAUUUGGCUGUGUUGGGUCUUCGUUUCUGUGCGAGGGCUUUCUCUAGUUGUGGCAAGUGGGGGCCACUCUUCAUCGCGGUGCGUGGGCCUCACUAUCGCAGCCUCUCUUAUUGCGGAGCACAAGCCCCAGACGUGCAGGCUCAGUACUUGUGGCUCACGGGCCCAGUUGCUCCGUGGCAUGUGGGAUCCUCCCAGACCAGUGCUCAAACCCGUGUCCCCUGCAUUGGCAGGCAGAUUCUCAACCACUGCGCCACCAGGGAAGCCCUCGUUGCAUCUUGAUAGUUUUUGCCCUUCUCUAGAUUGGGAAACUUUGGGGAAUUAGGGGCCAUACCAUCACCGUAUGCUCAGAUUUUAACACAGGCAGGUGAUUAGAAUGCAAACCAUAUUGUAAGAAUUUUAAGGGAAUGCAAAGGAAAGAAAAUAUUUCUGCUGGAGAGGUUCUGGAAAGACACUGGUUUAGAACAUGUUUGCAGUCACGGGCGGUUCCAGUCUUCACAGUAGUUACUGUUUGGGUGAACUUGGUGCUUGCUCUGUCAAGACGCCACCUAGUGUCUCCUUCACUCAGAGUGACAUCAUUCAGACGCUGCUACAGAGGUGACAGCCCGACAGAUUCCCAGAAGGACAUGAUUGAAAUCCCUUUGCCUCCAUGGCAGGAGCGAACUGAUGAAUCCAUAGAAACCAAAAGGGCCCGGCUGCUCUAUGAGAGCAGGAAGAGGGGGAUGCUGGAAAACUGCAUCCUUCUCAGCCUCUUCGCUAAGGCACAUCUGCACAACAUGACAGAGAAACAACUGAACCUCUACGAUCGCCUGAUUAAUGAACCCAGUAAUGACUGGGAUAUUUACUACUGGGCUACAGAGGCAAAGCCAGCCCCAGAAAUAUUUGAAAACGAAGUCAUGGCCCUGCUGAGAGACUUUGCUAAGAACAAAAACAGAGAGCAGCGACUGCGGGCCCCAGAUCUCGAAUACCUCUUUGAAAAGCCACAUUGAGCUGAGGGCCACUGCCUGCCUGGCCUCGGUCUGCGGAUGCUCACUGCUUAUGAUGGGUAUUGGCCUUGAUGUCCUGCUUCUCCUUAGACGCUCAGCCCACCCAGACCAUUGGUCCUGCCUCCAGUGAUGGACCCGCCUCUCUCCUGAGGACAUGUAAAUGUUCAGUGUAUCUCAUUCUAAGACCUUGUGGUUCCGUUCUAAGCCUCAGAGCGGUUUGUCUAAGUUACCGGUGUUCGGGCCCAACUUUUCUCUGGCUCCACAGGAGGGCACUGUAGGGGAAGCGAUUGUGCCAGCUCGUUGCUUCAGCCAGAAGUGAACUCAGUGCAGAGGGGCAGCCAGCUCUUCGUGCUGUGUGGAAAGCUCCCCGCGUGACCCAGGGCUUUGUUCCAGUGAAAUUCCCCCUUCCAACCUGGGAUGGUUCUUUCUGCCAAGGGAAGCUGAUCCAGGCCCCCUGAGCGGAAUCCUUCAAAGGCCCAGCAGGCAGAUGAGGGCAGUGGGCAGGAAUGGUGUGGGCACGCAUCCUCAUCCAAUUUUCUCUAAAAUGCUCACUUUGUAAAUUGAACGAUAAUUGAAUAUUAAAGAGUAUUUUAAAAAGGAAAAUCACAA